Scaptodrosophila lebanonensis is the source of this 1855-nucleotide messenger RNA. It is a transcript of the gene DCTN4-p62, whose product is annotated as dynactin subunit 4. Bases 45 to 1583 code for a protein of 512 amino acids. Lineage: Eukaryota; Metazoa; Arthropoda; Insecta; Diptera; Drosophilidae. Gene Ontology annotation, cellular component: dynactin complex. The record is from RefSeq and is a predicted model, not a curated record. The transcript has a single exon.
UGCAAACUUUAGGGCGUCUGUGUGAAAUCUUUGAUAGCGGAAUCAUGAGCUUCAUGCAACCAAGUCCUGUUAAGUACGCGUGCUCCUGCGGCAUAGUGAACCCCAUCAACAAACUCUUCUUCUGCCGCCACUGCCCGAAGCUAAGAUGCGGCUACUGCGUAAGUCACGAAGUUGAAUCGCACUUUUGCUCCAAUUGUUUGGAGAAUAUACCGUCCUCGGAAGCGCGUCACAAGAAAAACUGUUGCGCCAACUGUUUCGAUUGUCCCUGCUGCCACCAUACGCUAUCUGCUCGAGCUACCACGGUACCAGUGGUGCGAAAAACUGAGGAGCCCAAGGACGGUGAGAGUGCUGGCGCAGCCACUCCUCCUCCGGCCAGUAGCAAGCCCUCUGCAGUGCCAACCACGAAGAAAAUGUACUAUUUGUCCUGUCUGUCGUGUCGUUGGACCACUCGCGACGUUGGCAUUCCGGAUCAGGGCGUGGCAACGGGCACCUGGCCGGAUAAUGAGUGUUUGUAUCAGGCUCGGUUCAACACUCUAAUGGAAUAUUAUCAGUCGGUGGUGCUUCAAGAGAAACAAGAGAAGCAGGAGUUUCAGCGACGCAAAGCGCCCAAGGCGCACAAGUUUCCUAGCCUGACGGACCGCACGGGCCUAACGGUAUCGCUGAUACGUCGCCAAAUCGGAUGGUCGGAAAAAAACGUGCCCAAAACAAAGCCACUGAACAUUACGCCUGCCGAGGCAAUAAGCGAAUUGGAGGACUUACCCCAGGACAUCUUUACGCAGCCCAUAAAUCUGCGUAACAUAACGACUGUGGCUCAGAGACAUAGCCAGCCGGCUGAUCAACCCACGGCUGUUGGCAAUCUCUAUCCGCAACGCCGGUCACUGUGGAUCAAGCGUUCGUUACGUUGUCGUCAAUGUGAGCACAAUCUAAUCAAGCCGGAGUAUCAUCCCACAUCCAUAAAGUAUCGCAUACAGUUGUUCGCCAGCUAUCACGUGCCCGAGGUGGUAAUGGUGCGCUUGGAGCACCCUUUGGAGGCAGGACAAAGCAAUGCCAUACUUCUGAAACUGUCCAAUCCAACGAUGUAUGACAUGACCAUCAGCAUUUUGGACGAGAAACCGACGGAGGAGCCGCAAAUAAAUCCCGAUGAGUUUCAGGCAACGUGCAAAAUCAAGGAGGAAGCUGUCACUUCGUCUCCACUAAUGAAGGUGGCGGCAUUAGCUCGUCAAACACUAACUAAAGAAGUAACUCGGGAGGUGCGGGACGUGGCGAAUGCUAAAAUUAAGCUCCUAGAGAGCGAGUUUGUACUAAAUCAGCGCGACGAUUCCAAGGAAUUUGAUGAGGAAGUGCAGGCGCAGACAGAGGAACCAAACUUCAUUGUCUGGCGCAAGGGGAACAAAGUGCUGCUGAGGCUACAGUUUACGCCGGCAGCGGAGCUGGAAGUCAACGAUGUCGUCACUCUGGGCUUCUUUAUGCAGUACACAUAUGUGAACACCGUCUCAAAUACGGCCGAAAAGAAGGAACCGACCACACAUACCCUCAGCUCCAGGCUCUUCAUCGAUGCUGGCCGAAUUGAAAAAGGCAACUAAGAUGUAUAAUGAAUGCUUUUAUAUCGUUGCUGCUUAUAAAAGCAAUUCAGCUUUCCUUAUACUAAAUCUAGUGUCCCUAGAAGUCACUCUAAUCCAUGCGGUUACUAAAAAUCCGACUAAACAGCUACUGCAGCUUACACGCUUUAAAAAAAGCUAUAAAUAUAUUAUGAAUGUCUGUAUUUACGCUACUAAUUUAUAUAACAGAAGUAAGAAAUAUAUUUAGGCGUCACAAAGGUAAAAAAAAAUUAUAAUUUCCUGUUGCAAAGUAGAAA